CGGAGCCGCCGCACGGGACAGAACCAUGUCAGGAGCGCUGAGGAGGAGGAGGAUCGACACCAAGACGGAGGCGCAGAAGUGCGCGGCGCGCCUGUGGAGGCUGGUGCCGCACCUCCUGCUCUGCCUGUCCCUGGUCGCGUACGCGGCUCUGGGCGCGCUGAUGUUCCGGCACAUCGAAGGAGGGAGUGCGUCCAGCACCGAGCACGAGUUCCGCACGUUCCUGGGAGAAGUCGUCAGCAGCGUCCAGAACGUGACCGGGACGGGCUCGUACACGCACCAGGACGUCGUGCUGCAAGUGGAGACUAAAAUGCGCACAGAGUUCAAGUCCAUCUGGCUUCAGAGUCCUGACAGAUGGACCUUUUUUGGCUCCAUGUUCUUCUGCUGCACAGUCUUCACCACUGUGGGUUAUGGGGAGAUCUAUCCAGUUACCCUGGCUGGUAAAGUGAUGUGUGUCUUCUAUGCCAUGGUGGGCAUCCCUCUCAUGCUUCUGGUGAUCCUCGAUGUUGGAGACUUCCUUGCUAUGCUCAUGUCCAAAUGCUAUGCUCGCAUUCAUGCCUUCUGCAGAGAUCUGUGCUCACAUACCUGGUCACCAACGAAGCCCCAGGGCAGGGCGGGUGCCUUAAACCAAUGGACCCUGGAGGAUGGAACCUUUGUUUACAGCCACGACAUUGUGGUUCGUGAACCUAUUGAUAUUCUGCAGGUGAUGCACAGCCAGGCGGAUGUGAGGCACAAGUCCAUCCAACUCCAAAACAACAAAGAGAUUUUUGAGAAGAUUAUAGCCAGGGAUAAUUUACUGAGAAAAGGCCCACUGCUCAGGAGUCUGUCAUGCCCAGAGCUGAAUCGCUUGCCACCACCACCCAAAGGACACCCCAUAUGGGACUUCACAGGAUUGGGGGAUAGUAUGGAAAUGCUGGAUGUGCCCUUCGUGCUGAUUCUUUUCAUUGUGUUUACCUACAUUUUCUCUGUUGGUAUGAUUUUACCUUUAUGGGAAAAGGAAUUCAAGGGAUUUGACCCUUAUUACUUCUGCUUCAUCACGCUCACAACCAUUGGUUUUGGAGAUAUUAUCCCCAAUCACCCCAAUUAUUUCAUGCUCACCUCAUUCUUCAUCAUCAUUGGCAUGGCAAUAAUGUCCAUGGCUUUCAAGCUGAGCCAGUCACGCAUUGUCAGUUGCUACCGCCGGUUCAUCAAAAUCAUCAGUGGAGGAAACAUGGAGUCUUUUGAAAAUGAACAGAAUGACUAAGUCACUGUGGGUGUCUUUGCUUUGUGUUUAAGAAUUUCAAAGGCUCAGCAUUUUGUUUUUUUUAUGCAGGUCCAAAGCAGGAG
This is a messenger RNA of Thalassophryne amazonica, 1323 nucleotides long. RefSeq names its product potassium channel, subfamily K, member 18 (gene kcnk18). The record is from RefSeq and is a predicted model, not a curated record. Gene Ontology annotation, cellular component: membrane. The coding region runs from base 26 to 1240 and encodes 404 amino acids. Gene Ontology annotation, molecular function: potassium ion leak channel activity. Lineage: Eukaryota; Metazoa; Chordata; Actinopteri; Batrachoidiformes; Batrachoididae. The transcript has 3 exons. Gene Ontology annotation, biological process: potassium ion transmembrane transport; stabilization of membrane potential.